UCUCAGAAACUCAAAAGAAGCAACAUUUCUACUACUACGAGUUAGCACUCUUGUUUGAUCCAUUUAAUAUCCAAUUCCAUGGAUUACAAACUCUUCCUUAUCGCAAAACUCUUGUUUUGCGUUGUCAAUCUUUACUUCUUAGCCUCUCCAUCCAUUGCAUAUCAGCUACCUCCGAACCGGCCCGUUCCGCGGGAAACCAUUUGCAAGUUCACCCCAUACCCAUCAUCAUGCAAAUCUUUCCUCCCAAACAGGACAGCCAAUGUCUAUGACUCUGCAAAAUUUUCAGUCCAAAAAUCCUUAUCUCAGACCUUCCAAUUCCAGAGACUUGUUAACCGCUAUCUUCAGCGCCGCUCCUUUCUUUCAAAAGCAGAAAUCGCCGCCCUCGAGGAUUGCCAGUUCCUCUCCGGCCUAAAUGUGGACUACUUGAUGAGCUCCUUUGGCACCAUCAAAGCGACGCACGGUGCUCUCCCGACGUGGAAAACCGAGGACGUCCAAACGCUUCUCAGCGCCAUCUUGACAAACCAGCAGACUUGCUGGGACGGCCUGCAAUCGGCUUCUUCUUCUUCUUCAAGUAGCGUCAGAAAUGGCCUCUUAGCUCCUGUGGCAAACGACACUAAGCUCUACAGUGUCUCUCUUGCUCUCUUCACUAAAGGAUGGGUUCCUAAGAAGGAGUUCACUGGCGCGCAAUCGCAAUUCAAUAACAGGAAACUAAAUGAGCGUUUGCCAUCAAAAGUCUCUAGCUUAAUCAGACGUGGUCUGUAUGAGUCGAUGACUCGGAGAAAUUUGCUUCAAACCGGCGAUGGAAAAAGUAAAGUAUUGGUGAGAGAUGUGGUGACUGUGAGUCAGGAUGGGACUGGAAACUUCACCACCAUCAACGAGGCCAUAGAUGUUGCUCCGAAUAACACUGAAGCUUCAAAUGGGUACUUUGUGAUAUACGUCAAGGCCGGGGUUUACGAAGAGUAUGUGUCGAUUGAGAAGAAGAAGAAGUACUUGAUGGUGAUCGGCGACGGAAUCAAUCAGACCAUAAUCACCGGCAACCGAAGCGUUGUUGAUGGUUGGACAACUUUCAAGUCCGCAACAUUUGCCGUUGUUGGACCUGGUUUUGUUGCUGUGAACAUAACUUUCCGCAACACGGCAGGGGCAAGCAAGCACCAGGCAGUAGCAGUCCGAAACGGUGCCGAUCUGUCCACAUUCUACAGCUGCAGCUUUGAAGGCUACCAAGACACUCUCUACACCCACUCUCUCCGACAAUUCUACAGGGAAUGCGACAUCUACGGCACAGUCGACUUCAUAUUCGGAAACGCAGCGGUCGUCUUUCAGAACUGCAACUUGUACGCCCGCCUUCCCAUGACAGGACAGUUCAACGCCAUCACGGCUCAAGGCAGGACGGACCCCAAUCAAAACACCGGCACGUCGAUUCACAACUGUACCAUCAAAGCCGCCGAGGAUUUGGCGUCGAGCAACGGCGGCGCCAAGACUUAUUUGGGGAGGCCGUGGAAGGAGUAUUCGAGGACGGUUUACAUGCAGUCUUACAUGGAUAGUGUCGUUGAUCCAGUUGGUUGGCGUGAAUGGAAUGGAGAUUAUGCUUUGUCCACAUUGUAUUAUGCUGAGCAUAAUAACACAGGACCCGGGUCGGACACAACAAACAGAGUUACAUGGCUUGGAUAUCAUGUGAUUAAUGCAACUGACGCUGCUAAUUUCACGUUGUCUAGUUUCUUGUUGGCUGAUAACUGGGUGCCUCAGACAGGAGUCGUUUACACCAGUGGGUUGAUGUAAGGGUUUGAGAAUAUAGAUGUUUUUAUCAUGUCUUCGUUUACUGACCAUUGUUUGAAUGUAGUAUUGCCAAAUUUGUUUUAUUUCAUACAAAUUUGGUAUUUACAUUAUUUUUUUUAAUUUUUAGCUCAAAGAAACAGGGAGAAUUUAAUGUAACUUUUGAAUU
This is a messenger RNA of Morus notabilis, 1939 nucleotides long. RefSeq names its product probable pectinesterase/pectinesterase inhibitor 7. Gene Ontology annotation, molecular function: pectinesterase inhibitor activity; pectinesterase activity. Gene Ontology annotation, biological process: cell wall modification. The transcript has 2 exons. The record is from RefSeq and is a predicted model, not a curated record. NCBI's taxonomy places the organism in Eukaryota, Viridiplantae, Streptophyta, Magnoliopsida, Rosales, Moraceae. The coding region runs from base 79 to 1776 and encodes 565 amino acids.